This is a messenger RNA of Salvia miltiorrhiza (redroot sage), 2778 nucleotides long. RefSeq lists its product as uncharacterized. The transcript has 7 exons. Gene Ontology annotation, molecular function: GTPase activity; GTP binding; translation initiation factor activity. Lineage: Eukaryota; Viridiplantae; Streptophyta; Magnoliopsida; Lamiales; Lamiaceae. Gene Ontology annotation, biological process: translational initiation. The coding region runs from base 319 to 2532 and encodes 737 amino acids. The record is from RefSeq and is a predicted model, not a curated record.
CUAUGUGGCUAUAAGACAUUUAAUUUCUUGGAAUGUAAGAAACUAUAAAUAAAUAAUUAAAACACACAAUGCGAUAAAUAGAGUAAUAAAAAAGAGAAAAAAAAAAUUGGAAUUCAAGUCCGGAUCCCUUUCCCGGCUCGGCUUCCCCCUCCGCCGCCUCGUCAACCAAAUCGCCCGCCGCCCGCCGCCGUAUGCUCGUAGCUCCACCCUUACUCCGUCGGUUAGUUCAUACCUGAACCGCUAUAGAGAUACGCACUCGCCCGAUUCAUUCUCUUAUGAAUUUCCCGCGAUCGAACUAGUUGAUAUCGGCGUCCUCGAAUGGCGUGGAGGGCUGUAGGGAGAAAGGGUAUUUCGGUUAGUUUCAGUCAGGCAUUGACUAGAUGUUCAGUUGCAUCACUUUCGAAAUGUGGAAAUCAAGAUUUGGCCAGAGUUCUUUCUGCUUCGCUCAGACAUUUGCACGGCAACACUGCAGCAGUUUUAGGUGCUGACAAGGAUCUCAAUUUCUCAGCGAGAAGAUGUUUAGAUAGGUAUUUUCAUGCAAGCCCAGAGCUUCUGGCUAAAAAGAAGGUCGAUGACUCAUUGGGUCUAAAGAAUUCCAGGAGACCGAAAGUUGUAAAUAAAGGGAAGUUCUCGAAGAGAAAGAAAUUGCCCAUACCUGCAGUUGACACCCCUUAUGUGCCUCCAAAACUGAUGCGAAGUGCAAAAUCUUUGGAUAAAACAAUUGAAAUAUUUGAAGGGAUGACCAUUGUAGAGCUUGCCAAACGUUGUGGAGAGUCUAUUGCUACAAUUGAGAACAUCAUCUCAAAUGUUGGUGAGAAAGCUGAUUCAGAGUUUGACGCUCUCAGCAUUGACGUAGCAGAGCUGGUUGCAAUGGAAGUUGGGGUCAAUGUCCGUCGGAGGCACUCAGAUGUAGGUGUUCAAAUGAUUCCACGUCCUCCAGUUGUCACAGUUAUGGGCCAUGUUGAUCAUGGCAAGACAUCUCUAUUGGAUGCCCUUCGUCAAACAUCCUUGGCUGCUGCAGAAGCUGGAGGCAUAACGCAGCAUCUAGGUGCAUUUGUUGUUGGCAUGCAAUCAGGGGCAUCCAUCACUUUCCUUGACACCCCAGGCCAUGCUGCCUUCAGUGCUAUGCGAGCCAGAGGUGCGGCAGUUACAGAUGUAGUGGUGCUUGUGGUGGCUGCAGAUGAUGGUGUGAUGCCUCAAACACUCGAAGCCAUUGCUCAUGCCAAAGCAGCUAAUGUUCCAAUUGUUGUUGCUAUCAACAAGUGUGACAAAGCAGAUGCGAAUCCUGAAAGAGUAAAAGUUCAGCUUGCAUCCGAAGGGUUGCCACUGGAGGAGAUGGGCGGAGAUGUACAGGUUGUUGAAGUUUCUGCAAUAAAAGGAACCGGACUGGAUAGUUUGGAGGAUGCUUUACUGCUACAAGCUGAGUUAAUGGAUCUUAAGGCACGCAUUGAUGGACCUGCCCUAGCUUAUGUAGUUGAGGCAAGGGUUGAUAAGGGCCGUGGUCCACUGGCCACUGCGAUUGUGAAGGCAGGAACUCUGAUUUCUGGGAAGUAUGUUGUCAUAGGUUCUGAGUGGGGAAGAAUUAGGUGUAUAAGGGACACAAAAGGAAAUGUGAUAUCACAGGCUACACCUGCCAUGCCUGUUGAGAUUGAAGGGUUGAAGGGGCUCCCAAUGGCCGGGGAUGACAUUGUUGUCGUUGAUUCUGAGGAAAGAGCAAAGAUGCUUAGUGAAGGUAGGAAAGAGAAAGCUGAGAAGGACAGACUCACAAAACUUGUAGAUGAGAGGCAAAAGCUGGAGCAAGAGACGCUAAAAGAUGAAGAAAAUGAAGAGAAUGAGGAUGAAAAGGAGAGGUCGAAGAGAGUUGAAAUCCCAGUCAUUGUGAAAGCAGAUGUGCAAGGCACUGUGCAAGCAGUCAGCGAUGCAUUGAAAACUUUGGACAGUCCACAGGUUUAUUUGAAGAUCAUCCACGCAGGAGUCGGGCCUGUUUCCCAGUCUGAUGUUGAUAUGGCAGCAGCCUGUGAUGCGUGUGUUGUCGGAUUCAAUGUUCGGAACCCGCUGGCAGAAGUCACUCUUGCAGCUACUCAAGCAAAGAUUCAGAUAAAACUACACCAAGUGAUCUAUCAUCUUUUGGAGGAUAUUGGUAACUUUAUUGUGGAAAAGGCUCCUGGAACGACGGAGACGCAAGUCGGGGGAGAAGCUCAGGUGCUCAGCAUAUUUGUGGUUAAGGGAAAGGGAAAAAACAAAGGAGUGGAUUUGAAAAUCGCCGGUUGCAAGGUGAUGGACGGCCGGCUCACGAGGACUUCAGAUGUAAGACUUCUUAGAAGUGGGGAAGCUGUUUUUGAAGGGAGGUGCUCAUCUCUGAAGAGGGAGCAGCGGGAUGUGGAUGCAGUGGGCAAGGGCACCGAAUGUGGGCUCAUGAUCGAGGACUGCCACGACAUCCAGGUCGGGGACGUCGUUCAGUGCUUGGUCAAGAUCAAUCGGAAACCCAAGUUUGUCUCAUCGGAGAGCGGGGCAGUUCGCAUAGAGUGCUGAUCUUAGAGGCUGCAGUUGGCCUCUGCCAUUUUUGUUGAUAGCCUUCUUGGUCUUUUUCCAUACGGUAAUCCUAUGGGAAACUUCUAAGGCCACUAACUUAAGAGAUAAGAGCUGCUAGGCGAAGUCGCAUUUGAUUUUCACGUGUUUCGCAUUUUGCAGAUUAAAAGGGUGUUUGGCUAAGCUUAUUUUAAAGAGCUUAUAAGAUGUACUAGUUUUUUAUAAGUUUAUAAGUUGUCAAAAUUUUUG